Zea mays is the source of this 1098-nucleotide messenger RNA. RefSeq lists its product as uncharacterized. NCBI's taxonomy places the organism in Eukaryota, Viridiplantae, Streptophyta, Magnoliopsida, Poales, Poaceae. Gene Ontology annotation, biological process: P450-containing electron transport chain. Gene Ontology annotation, cellular component: mitochondrion. The transcript has 8 exons. The coding region runs from base 31 to 645 and encodes 204 amino acids. Gene Ontology annotation, molecular function: electron transfer activity; 2 iron, 2 sulfur cluster binding. The record is from RefSeq and is a predicted model, not a curated record.
UUAUAUGCAUAGUACUUCUUUAAAUGGGCCAUGCGGCCCAUUUCCUGCGGUGGCGGCGGCUUGUGUGUGCAAACUCCUGUACGGCGUCUCACGCCUCACCCCAACUCGCUCCCUUCCCCGUGCUUCCCGCCGUCGUGGAGAGGUCACGCGGCUGGUUCCCGCCGCUUCCGGACGGGUUCCGAGGGAGGAGGAUCAGCUGCCGCGAUGUUCCUCAGGAUCUCUCGUCUCGGGGCGCGGCUUCUGCGCGAGUCUGGAGCGGAGACGAGAGCUGGAAAUUUGCUAAGCAGUCCAGGCAUUUUGUAUCAAGCUCAUCUUAACCAGCAUUCGACCAGAGUGCGGAAUGUCCUUUUCUCAACUGCAACAAGUGGUGAUCAGGAUGAAAGCAGUCAGGCAAAGGAUAAAAUCUCGGUAACAUUUGUUAACAAGGAUGGCUCAGAAAAGACAAUACGUGUUCCAGUUGGAAUGUCCAUGUUAGAAGCUGCUCAUGAAAAUGACAUAGAGCUUGAAGGAGCAUGUGAGGGUUCACUUGCGUGUUCUACUUGUCAUGUAAUAGUAAUGGAUGUAAACUACUAUAACAAAUUAGAAGAUCCAGCAGAUGAAGAAAAUGAUAUGCUUGACCUUGCAUUUGGGCUCACAGAGACGUAAGUCAAGACCCUUCGAACAGAAUCUCGCCUCGGCUGCCAAGUGAUCGCGAAGCCUGAACUCGAUGGUAUUCGGCUGGCAUUACCUGUAGCCACAAGAAACUUCGCGGUAGAUGGCUAUGUACCGAAACCACACUGAAGACAGUUAUGUACACCACACUGAAGACAGUUAUGUACACCACACUGAGGCAGUCAUCUUGGGGGGCACGGAUUCGUACAAGUCAAUUUUGUAGUUUAUAACCUGUAUAACCUAACUACACCUUUGCUACUUGUAGUCGGGGUAGCUUAGGACUACCUUGUUGAGGGAGGGUUCGUUCAUUGAUGAACCCCUCCAUUACUCCCAGAUAACAGUGCUUCCUUCAUCUGGGCGAAUAAACAUCUUUCGUUUUGUGCGAGAGUAUGUAGUGUACUCAGAAAUAUUUGCAUUGUAGUGCUCCCAAUAUUUGAUCUUUUGCUA